This is a messenger RNA of Colletotrichum tamarilloi, 417 nucleotides long. RefSeq lists its product as uncharacterized. Bases 1 to 417 code for a protein of 138 amino acids. Lineage: Eukaryota; Fungi; Ascomycota; Sordariomycetes; Glomerellales; Glomerellaceae. The transcript has a single exon. The record is from RefSeq and is a predicted model, not a curated record.
AUGGCGGCCACCUUAUCACUACUGAGACAGCCAUCUCUCUCGGAAUACACUGGCAGUUAUAAAUCAACUGACGGGAGACACGAAAUUGUCAUCACGGAAUACCCAAUUAGCUCCAGUGUACUCAUUAUGGGACACACGACGUUCGAUCACCGUGGGAACCCAAGGCCUACCGUAUAUUGCCACCUUGUCCACAACUUCUGGGGCUGGUGCUGUAGAAGUCAUUACAUCGACAACUUGGAAGCUAUUGAAGCGGUACUUCAAGACAUUCAACGGGGCCCACUCUAUUCAGUCGAAUUCUGGGCGGUCCUGAACGGGGAUCGUGCCGAUCUCAAAGUCAAGUUCAGAUACCUAGCCUUGUCGGGCGAAAUGGUAGAGAUGACUUGCGACAAAUUAGAUCGGAGGACUGAUCGGGAAUAA